Messenger RNA from Gongylonema pulchrum, 293 nucleotides. The record is from the annotation of a GenBank genome assembly. Lineage: Eukaryota; Metazoa; Nematoda; Chromadorea; Rhabditida; Gongylonematidae.
UAAGCUUUUGUAUGUUCCAGCGAUUCUGCAUAUCGAAAGUAGCACUGACUAAAAGCGUCGAUAACAUAGUAAAAGUGAUACCGUUCAGUUAUGUCAUUCAUUCCUAUUUCGUAUUGCAAGAAUCAUUUACAAGAGCGCAGCUUGAAGCCGAAAAAUUAUCCGGAUCGCCAGCCGCUGUUGCUUGUAUUCUUGAUCUUUCGGGCCUUAACAUUACCGAUUUCAUCAACCCGCUAAGCAUUUCUGCUAAAUUUGCACGACUAAUUGUCAAAGUAUGGGCCGACUACUUCACUGAA